Molecule: messenger RNA, 3530 nt
Organism: Opisthorchis viverrini
Lineage: Eukaryota; Metazoa; Platyhelminthes; Trematoda; Opisthorchiida; Opisthorchiidae
Exons: 3
Coding region: 148-2049 (633 amino acids)
Biological process (GO): signal transduction; protein phosphorylation
Cellular component (GO): cytoplasm
Molecular function (GO): protein serine/threonine kinase activity; ATP binding
Source: RefSeq, a predicted model, not a curated record
GAAUUCUGGACAGUUUUCGCGGAUUUUUUAGUUCUCCGCUCCCACAAUUUUUAACGGAGUUUUUCAAUACUAAGCUCGCCAUUCCGUCCGAGUUAAUUGAUUGGAUCUGCAUCCUCCUGUGGAUUUUUACUUUUCUUCUGGAUUCAUAUGAUGAGUUUAGCCUCCAGACAUGCUCCAGCUCCCUCCGGUACUACACAUGCUAUUCUACCUCCGGCUGCUGUUGUGACUGGACAAGCAGCAGCCCUUCCAGGCGCACACGGUUUAUUGAAUCAAGUGAACAACACACGUGGUGGAAACAACUCGUUAAUGAGUCUUAUCAGCAGUGGCCUCUCCAUCCCUCGUCGUAUGAUGGUUCAAGCACGCGGCGCACAGGACAAUCUGUAUGUCCCAAUCCACCUGAGUUUCAUUGGGACAAUAGGGCAAGGAACCUUUGGUCAAAUCGAACAAGCUACACUCACUGUUCACAACGAACCAUCAGCUGAACAAGGUUCAGGUUUGAAGCUCCAAAGACCUGGGGAACAAUCCCCGUUGAAAGUCGCGGUCAAACGCGUUCUGCAGGAUCCGCGCUAUAAAAACCGAGAGUUGAGCAUUAUGCAACGAUUAAACAACCAUCCUAACGUUGUGAAGUUUUAUUACUAUUAUUAUUCCACCAGCUCCUCGAGCAGUAGGACUCACCGAAGCUCGAGUGGGCGUAGCGGCUCCAGUUCGUCGGGCGUGGAUGUUUACCUUCACCUGGUACUUGAGUGCUUUCCAGAAAGUUUGUGCGAACUUAUUUACCGACAUCUCCAACGCAAUGUGAAGAUCCCUUCGCAUGUGGUAAAGGUGUUCACAUAUCAAAUGCUUAAAGCCCUCGCCUAUCUUCAUAGUCACCAAAUAUGCCAUCGGGAUAUCAAAUCCUCCAACCUACUGGUUGAUGAGUCUACACUUGUUCUAAAAGUCUGUGACUUCGGUAGUGCCAAAGAGAUGGUUCCUGGGACAGCAAAUGUUUCUUACAUAUCCUCCAGAUACUACCGCGCUCCGGAACUCUUAUUUGGGGCGCAGCUGUACACCUGUGCGAUUGACACUUGGAGUGGCGGUUGCGUCCUUGCCGAAAUGCUCCGUCAACACUGUCUAUUUAUGGGUGUGGAUUCUGUGGAUCAGUUGGUCAAAGUGAUUCGAGUUUUGGGCACCCCUUCCGUAGAAGAUAUAGCAAGUAUGAACCCCAUGUACGGCUCAUACAACUUCCCGGAUGUCCAGUCUUGUCCUGUCAAGCUAUUCUUUCCUCAACACACUCCAUCCGAUCUACUCGCUUUGAUGAGUAAGAUGCUGGUCUACAACCCCACUCGACGUAUCUCCCCUGCCAAUGCUUUGGCUGAAUCCUGUUUUGAUGAACUGCGUGAAAUUGGGCCAAACGGUCUUCUCCCUGGUCGUGUACGCAUCCCCCCUCACCUAUUCGACCCAGAUCCACCUCCCAUCCCAGUGGCGGCCAACAACAGCACUGAAAUUGCUGCAACGUCUCAUGCCCCAAAUCAACCGAACAAUUGGUCGCACACAGACGUGCGGGCUUGGCAGACUUCGAACAAAAAAUCCGGAGAUAUUCCAUCAAUCGAUAGGAAAAAUAGCAAUGGAGGUAGCAAGCAUCCUUCCCGGGAACUCACUGCAGAGAUGAAUAAAAAGGGCCGACAGUCUACAGAAAAGAUAGCAGGCAGUGCUACACUCUCCAACAACCUUGGACCAGGCUGUGAACAGAGUGAGACGGAUGUAUUGUGCAACAACCCCGUUGUGAGAACCAGUGGGAGCAACAGCAGUAAUCCGGGUGCCGCUAACAGGACCACAAGUGCGAAGCGAACCAGUAACAACUGCUCCAAGAAGUCUGACAGUCCCGCUAGCCAGCCAGACUAUGCUGCCCUGAGCAACGGGAGUAGCGAAAGGCGUGGUUCCAACACUACCACUGCUACCGCCGCCACCACCACCAACCCCCAUCAGGCAUUUAAGUCAAAUCCCACCUCCGACAGUUUACCGGUACCUCACACGAGUGAAUCCGAAGUCCUUAAUGACGUUUCCAGUUAGUCUAGUUUUUCACUCCUCUCUGGACUACCCUCUCUACGGGUUCACUCGUUCCCAUCCCUUUCCCAAGCUUGACGACUAAUCUCCCACGCGGGCGCAAAUCCCUCUAGAGGUCCUUCGUUUUGUUGCGGUUCCUAUCCUGUUCUCCCUCCCGUCUCUACCACUCCUUAACUGUCUGCUGAUAACGACACAGCGGGCUCUUUCUGGCUCUAGGCGGGCGCUGCACCGGACACCGACAUCCUCAAUACUGAUGACGCUUCAUUACGUAGUUAUUUUCCGUCUAUACAUGCUAAUCAUUCAUUCAUACUGAUCAUUUGGCGCCCUAAUGGUUGCUUGUUGUACAUAGUCGUUUUUGGUUUUUACGUACAUGCCUGCGCACACACAGCAUGCUAUUGUUCAUCCUCAACGUCAUUCGUCUCUUUUGGGCCUUCCUACCAAUUCAUUCACCGCCGUUCGAGGUCCAGCCAUCCGCGCAUCUGUUGGAUACGACCCGCUGUGGUUCUCUCGACUAUAUCUCAUAUAUCCACUCUCAGAUGUCAGUCAGUCAUAUCACCUGAUUCCGCUUGUAGCCUUUGCAAUCAGUCAGUAACGUGUGCGCGCUGUUUUCAUCCUUUCCGAACACACUCACUGGGACUCAAGAAUUGUUCUAGCGGUGAUGACAUCGUGCUUGUUGAAGUCCAAAUCAGCUGGCCAGUCUAUGAUGACGGCUCUGCGCGCUCAAUAUAGUCAAAUCCACCUCUUUCAGCCCUGUUCAUCCGAUUUUUCGGACAGGCAUUAUGUACUUAGGGUUUUUUGAUCUCCUAGACUUUUCCGCUUUCCCACUUCUACUCAGCUCACACGUGCUUACGUUCUCAUACGCUGCGCACCGGCCCUCGGCUGUUCUCUGUUGCCCAACCUUGGGUGAUCUCAGUCAAUCUGCAUUAUGUCUGUUCCGUAUUUUGUCUGUGUGUGUUUUACCUCUUUCCGUUGUUUGUCACUCCUUUUUUAUUUCAAGGACGUGUGGUGCUUGGCCACCAAAUUUACUGCGGGAUGUGCUUAUGUCACCACGUUGUCCAUAUCAGUCGAUCGCUCCCUUUCUCGUUGCUCUCCCGUUCCUUAUGUGAUGUAUUUCUUGUCCUACCAAUCCUCUCCUCAUUGAUCCCUGAACUCGGGAAGAUCGACAUUCCGUUCGUCGUUUUACUCCACAACGUCUAGCCCUAUCUCUCAUGCUGUGCUGUUGUUGUUGUUCCCGUUCUUGUCGUUGAUUGUGUCAAGAAGUCCCAAAACGCGCAAGCUGCACCACGCUUCAGUCGACCAUUGUGCUGCACUCGCAUCGUGGUUAUUUGCAACAAUCAUCCAGUUUGCUACAUCCCCGUCAAGAGACACUUGCGUUCGUAGCGCUUGUAUAUUAGUUAUACCCGACCACCACGAGUACGGUUAUUUACGCACCACCAACUCAGGCACCAUCCAUUUAGCUUACUCCUGCUCCGCCCCCACUCCCCCCC